AUGCGUACCCUGUGGAUUACUGUUGCUACGGUAGCGCUGGCCGGGCUGCAAUGUUGUGGGGCUGAUGAGGCGGCUGCCCGAGAAUUCCUCGCGGAACAUAAAAUACGAAAACAGCCCAAGGAAUGCCUGCACUCCAUCAAGCACUGCGGCGAGACAGAAUACUGCAAGAACGCAAACCCGUACGCCGGAUUCGGGAUUUGUGUGCCCCGGCGCUACCACGGACCUCGCCUGAUCUACUCCCACAAAGAUUGCCAGCCCCACGAGACUGUCAUGGACUUCUGCGCCCCUCAGGAUAGAGCUACGUGCAAGAAGUUCUGCGCCGCCAACCCGUACGGCCCGACAACGUAUGAGAAACCGAAGCAGAGCAUCCCUUGG
Molecule: messenger RNA, 375 nt
Organism: Mesorhabditis spiculigera
Lineage: Eukaryota; Metazoa; Nematoda; Chromadorea; Rhabditida; Rhabditidae
Source: the annotation of a GenBank genome assembly